AUUGGUUUUUUGAAUUUACAACAUUUUCAUUUGGUAUAUUUUGGACUUCGCUUUCAUUAGUUUGUGUGUAGUUUGUUCUCGGAGCUUAAUUUAAUAGAUUUAGUUCAGUUUAUAGAUGAAAUAUUGUGAAUCGAUCAUUCAUGAAGUUUUCUUUGGUACGGGGUAAUACGACGGACGUCCCUACUCCUGUCGGCCAUUGAAAAUUGAAAAUUCAGAAAAUGGAAAUUUUCUUUCGGUGCGACAUGUUUUUUUAUGAAUUUAUAACGUUUACCUAGUUUAAUCGUGAUGAAAUAUGUAACAAAUGUUUUAAAGUAAAUGGCCGUAUUUAUCAAUAAAGUUUAUAUAUCUGAACAGGCCAUACAUUGAGAAAGACGCUUUCCCGGCGGAAACUAUCAUUGAGAUAAUUUUACUAUUGUAUUAAAAGUAUCAUUAUGGCUAAAGUAGAGCAGCCUAUAUUUAUUUUGCCGAAAAAACGAAACGGCAAAAAGCAGAAUGCCGUUGCUGGUCAUGUUGAUCAUAUAAUAACUGUCCAGGGAGCAGCGGAUACAGAAUUGCCAACCAAAUAUAUAAAUGGCUUGUCACCAGUAAAUGAACAUGUCAAUGGCAUCAUACAUUCAACCAUGGAUGGCCUAAAGUCUAAUAUGAAAAUUAAUCUCCCGAUUAUCAAUGAUGUAAAUGACGAAGACUUGAUUGAUACAAAUAUCCUUGUUGAUGCACAACAUAAAUUGCAAAAAAAUGGUUACCAAGCCCUUUCUACUAUACACAACAGUCGUGAAAUAAUAGAUUUAUCUCCAAUUUAUGAGAAUUCUUCCGAUGCCUGUUCCAGCCUUGGUGACUUGAGAGAGACCAUGGAUAUAGACACCCAAAGAGGUUGCAGAAUACUAAACUCUGACAAUAAUGAAAGCUCUUGUGCAACUCCCAAUAGUUUGUCGCAAACUCAAUCUGAGAACAGCUUUGAAAUGGGACCCCUCACUGAUAGUCUUAAGAAUAGUGCAAAAAGGAAAAAGCGUGUUAAUAUUGUACCGGGAGUUAUCGAUUCUGAAAAUCCGGAUACUGAAAUAACCACUCUAAGAGUUGAAUCAGAAGGUUCGAUUUCACCUUCAUCAUUAACUGACAACUCCAAAGAUGGGUACUUAACAAUGACUGGAACAAUCAAGCGAGGAAAAAAGAAAGGACAAAAUGUGGAUGUGAAAUUGAAUAUAUCAAGAGAGGAACUGGAGAUAAUUGAAGCUGCUAUUGUGGCUGAAGAAUACAAUAAAAUGGAUGUCUCAAAAUGCUCACUAUAUAAUGGGCCUCAUAUAUUUAUCUUCAGUCUUUUAUGCAUUCCAUUUGUGGCUUGUAUAUCUGCGGCUUAUUCAUUUUAUAUUGGUACUUUAGCCUGGUACAAUAUAUUCACUCAUGUUACGGAGAGAUUUAGUUGGAUUAAAAAGGCGUUUUUUGCACCUAUUGUGAUUCUGUCUUAUCCAUUUUUGAUAGUAUUGUUUACUAUCGGUGUAGGACUGUACGCUGGUAUUGUACAGCUUACGUUCAGUGGAGCGAAUUGGUGGAAAGAUGUAUGUGAUUUUGAGAAAGGCUUUUACGGUUGGCUCUGCAACUUUUUAGGUAUGUCUGAAUGCAGUCCUUAUGAAGUUGUUGUUUUGAUGGAUGUGAAACCAUCUUAAAACUUUUGUGCAUUUAGGCAAUUUGCCAAUAUCACUGCCAUAUUGCCAAGUUGUUUUACACAUAUAAGACAUGAUCAUAUCUUUUAAGCAUUCUUUCGAUAUAUCAAAUUAGUCAUAUCUAGUCAACAUAUGUUUUUUAUAUUACUUUUAUAUUUGUAAUUUUUAUAAAAGUUUAAAGGUAUAGAUGUAUUGGUGAUAAAAUGAAAUGAAGGGGAACAAUUGGAGAAUGUCAAAAAUGGUAGAAAAUUCAUUUUCCUUUCCCAGCCUUUUCUUAUAAAUAAUUGAUGGGAAGGGGAAUUGAUUUUGGCAGUGGUGGGGAUGCAUAGGAAGGGGAAAUAACUUCAUUUUGUCGGACUUCUGUGUUGAUGUAAAAUAGGCAAUGCAAUUGCAGGUGUCUGGGCAGCGGUCUUUCGCUAUUUUGCCGAAUUUGUCGCCUGCUCAAUUAACACAUAUAAAAAAAAGAGUAUUUAAGUUAACAUCAGAAUGGUGUGAAUAUUACGUUGCUCAAUUUCUUCCAUUUUUACUUUUAUAAUCAGAAAGAAUUUUGAUAAUUAUUUUCUAGUCAUAAGUUUAUUGUUAAGAAAUUAAUUUAUAAUAUCUCUACAGUUUGUAUGGAAUGUUUAUAGUAUAUAAAUGAUUAUUUUGAACAGAUUAUGUAUUACCAAAAAAUGUUACUAAAAGAAAUUGACGCACAAACUGCAGUCAUUGUAAUUUUAUCCCAUACAAUUUUUUAAAUGCAAUAUGAAGUGUUAAUGUAUUUACAGUUUGAGAAAUUUUCACUUUUAUCUCAAAUAUUUUACCAUAGU
Molecule: messenger RNA, 2467 nt
Organism: Papilio polytes (common Mormon)
Lineage: Eukaryota; Metazoa; Arthropoda; Insecta; Lepidoptera; Papilionidae
Exons: 2
Coding region: 432-1661 (409 amino acids)
Source: RefSeq, a predicted model, not a curated record